AUGUUGAUGUGGCGCAAGGGAUGUGCAAUAGGGAUUCUGACGCUGUUCAUCUGCAUGGCAAGCAUUCAUGUAAAUGGUGGGAGGACUAAUACCACUAUGAGCAAUAUCAACAUCCGGAGAAUUUUGAGCCUGCAAGCACCGCGAGCACUUUUCGAGACGGGCUUUGAAACUACGAUAGUGACCUACCUUGACACAGGCCUCGGCGGUCUGCCUCGGCUCACCCAAUUCACAUUGCUGGCUCGCGUAAUGAUCAGAAGAAUGACCUCCCACGUCCCGCUGCUGAGCUACGCCGUUGACCACUCAGGCACGGAACUUCUGGUCGGGUUUGUUGUUUGUUAUGGGAUCCUUGGCUUCUUUUUAAGAGUUCGUGCCAUCCAGGCGAAUGGUCCACAUACUGUGUUGCGGGGGCGCUGUGGCCGAGGCUGUGGAGAUGGAGCCCUGGGCACCACAACUCCCUGUCUCCCGCAGACGGCGGAGGUUCGCAUAGCCGUGAACGCGGAGCUCCUUGGCCGCCGCCGUGUGCUGGAGGUCCAGGGCGGCGGCCGCCUGGUGCUUGGCCGGAAUCUCGGCUCCGUCGACGGCGACUUCAACGCCUUCGAGCUGCUGGACGGCGAGGUGACCGACUAUAGGAUCUACGACGUCGCCCUCGGUUCUAAGCAGCUGAAGGAGUGGGUGGAGUGCAAGACCCUGGAUUUCUUCAAUGCUCCCUUGAUAUCCUUUGGCGACAGCAAAUUCAAGUUAGUCGGGGAAGUGGAGUUCGACGACAUCGCCAUCAGCGACCUGUGCGCAGGAAUCGUCACCGACUUCUCGCUGUUGUUCACAGAGAAGAUGGACUUCCACAGAGCGAGCGCCUGGUGCGAGAUCAUCGGGGGCCACAUGGCUCUUCCUAAAAGCAAUUACGAAAACGAACUGAUUUGGAAUGCAACGGUCCAUAAGAAGGACGAAUGUUCGUCGUCUUGGACGUAUUUGACUUGGCUGGGCAUCGUCGGGGACCCGCAGACCUUGGAAUGGCGAGGGCUUAUGGAGAACAAGUCCCUAGCCUUCUCUAACUUCCUGCCGAUCUACAGGAGCGUGUCGGAGCAGUACCAAUGCGUCGCUACUGUGAGCCACACCCGGUACAGUUGGGCCGCGAGUCCCUGUGACAUGGAGACUUGCACCCUGUGCCGAUUCACGUCUUACCCGGCACUGGCGCUCCGAGGACUCUGCAAGCUGUCCCUCAUUGACCGGAAGUUCACGUUCCAUGAGAGCGAGGACCUGGAGCUCAGCUUCGAGGGCUACUCGCACGUGGAAGUCGUCAAGGUCAACGGCAUCUGGACGAUGCUGAGCCGCAGGUACAAGGAGCUGCAGGCCACGAUGGUCCAGAGGUACGACGGGGAGUUUCCUCUCGGCGUCCACAGGUGGAAGGUCGUCGGCGACAAGUGCCAGGACAAAAAGCCGAUGCUUCUGCUGACCUCCUGCGGCCACGACCAGUUCACGUGCAGCGACGGGCUCUGCAUCUCGAAGGACAGGCGCUGCGACCUCUCGCUCGACUGCCCCGACAAGAGCGACGAGGCCAACUGCAACAGAGUGUCUCCCCCGCCCGGAUACUCCAGCAAGCUCCCGCCCCCGAGGAUCGAAGGCGGCCCCGUGCCCAUCUACACGUACCUCACCGUCCGGACCAUAAGGAAGUUCGACCUCGCCAACUUCAGGAUCGCCGUCGACCUCCAGGUGCAGAUGAAGUGGCUGGACACGCGGCUGCAGUUCCGUAACCUCCAGAACGACCACAGAUCCAACAAACUGGACAACUACACGGAGGUUUGGGCGCCUUCCCUCAAGCUCAUCGACGGGACGUACGGCACCAUCAUGGAACACAUCCUGAGCAAGGGCGUCUUCGUGAUGAAGGAGUCGGAUCCUCUUCCCGACGACGACGCUACCAUCUACGAAGAAUACAAAUAUGACGGAGCUAAGAAUUUACUCCUUUUUCAAGAGGAAAUGACAGUCGAAUUUGCGUGUUAUUUUGACCUCGUUAUGUAUCCGUUCGAUCAGCAACAGUGUUACCUCAUGUUCGAAAUCCAUGACUAUGACCUCGGCUUAGGAUACCUGGUGAAAGAAGGAAAAGGAACGAAGUUUCUCGGGAACCGAAAGCUCCUGGAGUACAUGCUCUACCGUGUGCAGCUCUACGAGUUCAUUGAUCAUAACGCCAGCCAUGUCGGGUUGGAGCUGAUGUUCAGUAACCAGUUCCGGUACUACAUUGGGAACAUCUUCAUGCCAAGCCUCAUGCUCGUGGUGCUCUGUUACGUGACGCUUCUGUUCGACCUCAGUGACUUCAAUGUCCGUUCUCGCCCCUCAGACAGUUUGAUCAGGGCACACACGGUCUAUGGCACGACGUGAUUUAUGGCACAAUAUGAUAUGUGACACAACAGGAUUUAUGGUACAAUUUGGUUUAUGACACAAUAUGAUUUAUAGUACAACAUGG
This is a messenger RNA of Penaeus monodon (black tiger shrimp), 2455 nucleotides long. RefSeq lists its product as uncharacterized. Gene Ontology annotation, cellular component: membrane; neuron projection; synapse. The transcript has 11 exons. The record is from RefSeq and is a predicted model, not a curated record. Bases 1 to 2370 code for a protein of 789 amino acids. Gene Ontology annotation, molecular function: extracellular ligand-gated monoatomic ion channel activity; transmembrane signaling receptor activity; protein binding. NCBI's taxonomy places the organism in Eukaryota, Metazoa, Arthropoda, Malacostraca, Decapoda, Penaeidae. Gene Ontology annotation, biological process: chloride transmembrane transport; nervous system process; chemical synaptic transmission.